AUGCCUUACCAUGAUGAGGAGUACCCAGGUCAGCCUCUCUGGCAGUCUGUGCUGCUCUUCUGCUGUAAGGGUAUGAUCGAGGGCAUCAUGGUCAUACUCUUCUUCUGGCUUCUGGUGCAGGUUCUCUUUACCAAACAACUAGAAGUUCACCUCCAAAUUCUUCUUUUGGUUGGACUGAUCAUCUUUUGUCUCUGUUUGAUCCUGGGAUGUAUUCUGUGCUGGAGGAAAAGUCAGAUUUGUCCAGUGAAAGAUAAAAAUCCUGUGACCGCAGCACCGGCUCCUGCUGAACCUGUGACCUUUGCCCAGAACCCACCUCCCUCGGCAGUGACAACAGCAUCCAGGCAUCAAUACGAAGAGCUGGAUGAAGAUAUGAUGGAAUAUCCUUCCACAUUCACUAGCCCUGCGCCUUCAGAGGGUGAAUUUACCUCUCUGCCAUUUCCUAAUCGAGCUCAAGCUGCCUCUGAACGGAAGGAGCAGCCAAAGCCUUAUUUUUCCUUGCGCCGUCUCAGCACACCACCGCUAACGUCACCCCUUUAUAAACCCAUAGAUCCCAGCCAUGCUUCCCUGCCUACAUUUCCCAAACUGGGACUAUUUUCCAAAACAUGUAAGGCUCUGCAGAGGCGCUGCAGCGUCACUGGGCAUAGUAUAUCUUAUAGUGAACACAGCCGGCUCACCAGCCCCAGUGGUGUCUCUACUUCUAUGCCUGAAGAACCAAUACCACUAGCUACACAGAGCUAUGGCUCCAGUGCCAGCUGCAAACAGCCAAUAUCACCAAAGCCCUGCCUCCAUUUCACUAUGGCCUUCUCUCCAGAGCAGCAAACCCUGGCAGUCACUGUCCUCAGCCUCAGUGGGACACCUCACAGACUGGAGGACGUGACUGUGCUGGGCAGCCUGCCGCCUCUGUACCCCUCUCCUAUACAAGCCUCCUUCCAGAGCCGCCUCAGCACUGAGCCACACAGCCUGUCGCUGCUUUUGAAGGUGAGCUCUGAGAAUGAGCUCCAGAGGUGUACUCUCAGAACAGCUGUAUACACUCGGGAACCACACAGCCUGGGAGGCACCGCACUGGGUGAACUGGAGGCUGAAUGUGGAGGAAAAGACUGGAGAGCAGAGCAUCCGUUUCACUUCAGGAAAGAACUUAACCCAAACAUGUGGAAACUAAAAAAGAGUUUGAUCUCCCAGGAUGCACCAGUGUGUAAGGGGCUUAGCUGUCCUCCACAGAUCUUCAUUUUGCUUCAGUAUCAGACUCUGGCCCACCGCAUCAAAACCACGGUCCUUAGAGCAGAUAACCUCGACAAACUCAUUCAAACGUCUGCAGCGACAGAAUACCAGGUGGUGAUCAAUCUGCAUCAUGAGGGAACUGUGAUCAGCAGCAGGGAAACUAAAGGAGGCCCCUGUACUGUGUGGAAUACUUCAUUCCUGUUUGACCUUCCUCAUGGAGACAUCGGUGAGCUGCCCCUCGUGCUCGAGUUCAUAAUCACGCAGAGUCAGGUCCAUUCAGAUGGUAAAGUUCUUGGUCGAGUCCUCAUCGGUGCAGAGGCUGCAGAUGCAGGCCGUGCUCAUUGGAGGGACAUGUGUAGCUUGCCGGUGGAGCAGGCACGCUGGCACAAUGUCCAACCAGAACCACUGUAGAGCUUUGACACACAUGUGCUUGAAAACUUUUUUGUGAUCAGUGGAACCUAACACACUGUGUGAACUUGACAUGAAGUGGUCACAGCUGAUGUUGACUGUGUUUACUGACACUACAGUUCUAAUGGAUGGAUUUCUGAGCACCAAUCAAUAAAAUCUUUAAAAAUGGCCUUAUUUCAAUGAAUCAACCUGUGAAUUCUGCUAUGGGACAGUACUGUAAGUGCACAAAGUGACUUGUGGAACAACACAAUGUAAGUUCAGAGUUUGUAGGCUUAUAAUACAAUUAUGUAUUUGUAAAAUGUUACCUAGAACAGGCUGUUAUAUCAGUAAACACAGGAAAAACAUAUAGAUAAUUGAACCUAGAAAUACGGAUACUCUAGUGUUCACUUCCUGUGACUAAAAUACACUUUAACAUUUAUUUGAUGUGUGAGUAACAUGACACACACAAAUGUACUUUAAAGACUCUCAUGUAUAGUAUAUUUGUAAUUUAACAGUUCUUUUGAGACACAUUUGAGAUAUCUUGCUGGCUGUAGGAUUUUCUGAAUGUAU
Molecule: messenger RNA, 2175 nt
Organism: Xiphias gladius (swordfish)
Lineage: Eukaryota; Metazoa; Chordata; Actinopteri; Istiophoriformes; Xiphiidae
Gene: syt18b
Product: synaptotagmin XVIIIb
Exons: 5
Coding region: 1-1629 (542 amino acids)
Biological process (GO): regulation of dopamine secretion; vesicle fusion; calcium-ion regulated exocytosis
Cellular component (GO): axon; synapse
Molecular function (GO): clathrin binding; calcium ion binding; phosphatidylserine binding
Source: RefSeq, a predicted model, not a curated record